AUGAAGACGUUGCACUCGCUGCUGGAAGGAACAGUAAACGUGUACACGAUGGACCACCGUGGCACAGGACGCAGCACAUUGUUUGAUUGUGUGGCAGCUCAAGUCACCACCACGGGAUCCCCAAAAGGCAGCAAAAUUGAUCCGUCGGAGGUUCCCGCAUGCGCCGAAGAACUGCAAAUCAAAUAUGGGACCUUGCAUCUUUUUCUGUGA
Phytophthora nicotianae INRA-310 is the source of this 210-nucleotide messenger RNA. RefSeq lists its product as hypothetical. The record is from RefSeq and is a predicted model, not a curated record. Lineage: Eukaryota; Oomycota; Peronosporomycetes; Peronosporales; Peronosporaceae. The transcript has a single exon. The coding region runs from base 1 to 210 and encodes 69 amino acids.